Molecule: messenger RNA, 3096 nt
Organism: Ahaetulla prasina
Lineage: Eukaryota; Metazoa; Chordata; Lepidosauria; Squamata; Colubridae
Exons: 7
Coding region: 1-3096 (1031 amino acids)
Biological process (GO): DNA integration
Molecular function (GO): nucleic acid binding
Source: RefSeq, a predicted model, not a curated record
AUGACUAGUCGCCAAUCUCCUAUCCGGACGGACAUCGAGCUUUGGUAUGUCCCAGACCUGAUGGCCGUUUCCCCCGACAUGGAGAACGGGGCAUGGUUGCUCCGCCCGCUGUCCAUCCACUAUGAAGACUGCGACCAAGGGACCUCCUCUGUGGAAGAUGCAGAGGUGAGGUGCCUCAAGCUGACUCACAAGCGAAGGUGCAUCCCUGUUCGAGGGACCACCUCCGUCCGAGUCGAGUACGGACCACACAAGAAGACCCUGCCCAUCACGAUCGUCGAAGGGACCCUGCCAAGUUUGUUGGGACUAGACUGGUUCCGUGCAUUGGGCAUGGGAGUGACUGGCAUCUACCGAAGUGACGUUAACCUUAAAGAUGCACUCAUGAGUGAAUUCGAAGAUGUGUUCAAGGACUGCCUGGGCAAGUACAAGGGGACCCCUAUUUCUUUUAAUCUAGACCCCCAGGUAGCCCCUAUCCGGAUAAAAGCAAGGAGGGUACCUUUUGCCCUUAAGCCCAAGAUUGAUAAGGAAAUAGACAAGCUAAUAAGGCAGGGAAUACUGGUACCAGUCGACCAUGCCAAAUGGGAGACGCCAAUCGUCACCCCAGUGAAACCAGAUGGGUCAGUUAGAAUCUGCGCUGAUUACAAGGCAACGUUAAACAAAGCCUUGCAAAAGAGCGCUUACCCAGUUCCCGUAGUGCAACACUUGCUGCACUCGUUGGGACAAGGGCAAAUUUUUGCUAAAUUAGAUUUAGCACAAGCCUAUCAACAACUACCCGUAGACGCAACCACCGCCGAAGCCCAAACGAUCGUGACUCAUAGGGGGGCUUUCAAGUGUACCCGGUUACAGUUUGGGGUGAGUGUGGCACCAGGUCUAUUUCAAAAUUUAAUGGAGCGACUGUUGCAAGGGCUCCCCGGGGUAGUUCCCUACUUCGAUGAUGUUUUGGUAUCGGCAGAAAAUUUAGAGGAAUUGGGGGAGCGAUUGCCUCUGUUAGGGUUAUUGGCUGGCGACCGCCCAACGCCUGUGGCACUCUCACCCCGAUUGACCAGAUGGACUAUCUUUUUGGCCGCCUACUCCUACAAACUGCAGCAUCGACCAGGAAAGGAGUUGGGGCAUGCAGACGCAUUAAGCAGGUGCCCACUACCAGGGGCAAUCGAGGACCCCACUCCGGGGACGCCCGUACUAUUAAUUGACUCUCUGGACUCUGGCCCAGUCACAUCUAAGGAAGUGGCUCGGGCAUCUUACCGGGACGUUAUCUUGAGAACUGUACUUGGUUGGGUACAAAGAGGGUGGCCCGCUGCGCCGGGCGAGCGUUUUAAGGAGUUUGAGAAGAAGCGUGGGGAACUAUCGGCUCAAGGGGGGUGCCUGCUAUGGGGGGAUCGAGUGGUGAUCCCGGAGAAAUUGAGGGCAAAGGUAUUGGACCUCCUCCACGAGGGUCACCCAGGGAUCGUAAGGAUGAAGGGGCUAGCGAGAAGCUAUGUGUGGUGGCCCCUAAUGGACUCAGAAAUUGCUGAGAAGGUAGGGAAAUGCCUGGCCUGUCAGGAAUCUAGACCACUACCCCCAACGGCCCCAGUCAGGGAAUGGGAAAAACCCCAAGGGCCCUGGUCGAGAAUCCACAUUGAUUUUGCUGGCCCCUUCCACGGCCAAACCUUCCUAGUGGUAGUCGACGCCUUCUCUAAAUGGCUGGAAAUCAUUCUCAUGAGAUCCAUGACAGCCGAGGCCGUAAUCGCAGCCCUACGGCACCUGUUUGCAACCCACGGGCUGCCCGACACGCUAGUAUCCGACAACGGCCCGCAAUUCACGGCAACACAGUUUGAGGAAUACCUGGCAGAUGCGGGCAUCCGGCAUGCCCUCUCUGCGCCUUUCCACCCUGCGUCGAAUGGCCUUGCAGAGCGUUCCGUCCGGAGCGCAAAAGAGGCAUUGUCAAGACUCAAGCCAGGCGACUGGCAAACAAAGAUAGAUUUCUUUCUAGCGGUCCAGCAUAGAACCCCCAGCACCGCAACAGGCAGAAGCCCAGCCGAAUUAUUGAUGGGACGGAAGCUCCGGUGCCCACUAGACCGUUUAAAUCCCCAGUACACACCAGAGGGUUACCAGGGGGAACUUGGAAAAACUAGAGGAAUGGAAAUAGGCGACCGAGUGUGGGCACGCAACUAUGGGGACGGCCCAAGUUGGCUAGCAGGGCAAAUCAUAAAAGCAACCGGUCCAAAGUCAUACUUAGUUGAGUUAAAAGACAACCGAGGGAAGAACAUUGGGCAUGUAGAUGCUCUCAGCUGCGGCCCGCGGAUCGUUGAAGACUCAGUCCCAGCCGCCUCCAUCAGUCUGAUAGAGACCUUCCAGCUACCUUUGACAGCCUCUGAUAUUGCUAGAUCCACAGCUAAAGAUCAGGUCCUCACUGAAGUGCUGAACUGGGGUCAGACCUUUGUGGUCCUGGUGGAUCCGUACUCUAAAUGGGUUGAAUUCCUGAGGUAUCUGAUUGAUUCCUCAGGCAUUCACCACACUCCGUCUAAAUUGGCUUCCAUCAAAGACGCCCCCGUUCCCUCUUGCAAGGCAGCUCACCAAGCUUUUUUAGGCCUUUUAAACUUUUAUAGCAUGUUUUUGCCCCAUAAAGCAUCUGUGGCCAAACUUCUCCACAGACUGCUGGACAAAAACUUGCCAUGGACCUGGGGCCCCUUGGAGUCGGCUGCUUUCCAAGCAGUUAAAGACUUGCUCACGUCUUCUGCUGUCCUUGUCCUGUAUCACGCUUGCCUUCCUCUCAUUCUGACUGCUGAUGUUUCUCCUUUUGGGAUUGGGGCUGUUUUGAGCCAUAGGCUCCAAAAUGGCUUGGAAGCUCCAAUUGCUUAUUAUUCAAGGAUCUUGUCCUCCACGGAGUGGAAUUACAGUCAGAUUGAUAGGGAGGCGUUGGCUGCUGUGGCAGCUGUGAAGCGCUUUCAUGACUAUGUGUAUGGCCACAAAUUUGAGCUAGUGACAGAUCACAAGCCUUUGUUAGUUCUGUUGGCAGGGGACAAACAGACACCCAUUAUUCUUUCUCCCCAAUUGUCCCGCUGGACUACUUUCUUGGCCACUUACGAUUAUACAUUGGUCUAUCGGCCAGGCAAGCCCUGA